AUGGCGUCCUCAGCAUCUCGAAUUGUUCAUCAAGAAUAUAUUGCUCGCAUACGAUAUUCCAAUGCCUUACCACCACCUCCAAAUCCUCCCAAACUCCUCGACAUCCCAAAUACUGGCCUUGCCAGUGGUCAAUAUACUACACCUGGAUUUGCUACAAGAUUAGCGCGAGAUCAACCAUUGAAUAUCGAAGCCGAUGCGGAACUUGGUAUGCCAUUAGACUUGGUGGGAAUGCCAGGCAUAUUUGACGGAGACGAGAGCUCUAUACAAGCGCCAUUGCAUCCUCCACAACUUCAUCCUCAUGAUCGUGCUCUCCUCAGACCAUUGGCGACAUUGGGCAAGCCCAAAUUCUCCGACACAGGAGUCUCAUUUUUGCGACGCACUGAAUAUAUCUCUUCUGGCUUCACCUCAAAAGCGCGGAUGGAAGGCACCACCUCAGCGAAAGGACUUGUUGACACACGAAAACCAAAACCUGUUCAAAACUUACCAGCUGAUCGCGAAUCUCCUGCAUACAUCAAGGCACAGGUUGAGAAGGGCUUCGAAACCGCCGCUACCAAUCUCAAGGAUCGCACCCGAGUCCGCCAUCCUACCAAGCGGAAUGUCCAAUUAGUGGAUGCAGUUCCUCUUAUACCAGAUCUCGAUGCUUUCCCAGAUGCGGGUGGAUAUGUCCUUUUGAAGUUCCUCACCAACCCUGUUCCUCCAAGCUCUACUUACGACGCUCGGGUUGAGAGCAGUGUUUUAAGACCCGCUGAUCCCACCGAGGCAGAAAUCGAAAUGAAAGAAGCUGCUAGACAAGCUUAUGAAUUAGAUCCCCAUAAUAACCCAGCUCCGGACGAAAAGAUACAAUACGAAAUGUUCAUGCCGGAUACGGUUACUGAUGCCAAGAAUAUCAAACGGAAAUUCGACGUUCUGGAUCCUGAACACGACGAUAGGGACCUGUAUUCACAAUUUGAUGAGGAAACAGGCAAAGGAGCGUUCAGACUGAAGAGACUCCGUGGCUAUGAAACAGUUCAAACAAGCGGUGGGACAGAUGACAAAUAUGAUGAAUAUGUGGUGAUAGCUAUGCACGAUGGGACCGAUGGAUUACACCAAAAAGCCGCUCAUUACUAUCCUGUCGUUCAACGAAGUUCCAUCAGACCACAGAGAACCAAGAAUAUUCAAAAGAUGAGGCACAAUAUUAGCGGCGAAGAAGAGGAAGUUUUGGAUAUGGUGGAUCUGAGUAUUGUUGACCCGAGCGCGGAGACGAAGCAAGUGAUGGAAGGGUUCAAGACUUGGCCGUAUGGAGAGAACCAUGAAGAUGACGCAGAAAGAGAGGCAGCUGAAGUCGAGGAGGCGCUCUCCGAAGCAGAUGCUGAAGGCGAGGACGACGAUCUGAAUUCGCCUGUAAGACCUAGUUUGGGUGGAAAGACAAUUGCGUCUAGGGUGCAGAGUGAUGAGGACGAUGACGAUGAGAAUGAGAGUUUACAUUCUGAGGAUUAA
Molecule: messenger RNA, 1476 nt
Organism: Botrytis deweyae
Lineage: Eukaryota; Fungi; Ascomycota; Leotiomycetes; Helotiales; Sclerotiniaceae
Exons: 2
Coding region: 1-1476 (491 amino acids)
Biological process (GO): transcription elongation by RNA polymerase II
Cellular component (GO): Cdc73/Paf1 complex
Molecular function (GO): RNA polymerase II complex binding; chromatin binding
Source: RefSeq, a predicted model, not a curated record